This is a messenger RNA of Protopterus annectens (West African lungfish), 981 nucleotides long. Its product is annotated as regulator of G-protein signaling 21-like. Bases 1 to 537 code for a protein of 178 amino acids. The transcript is spliced from 3 exons. The record is from RefSeq and is a predicted model, not a curated record. NCBI's taxonomy places the organism in Eukaryota, Metazoa, Chordata, Ceratodontiformes, Protopteridae.
AUGUUGCUACUGAACCUAAUAUGGCAGAAAAAAAUAAUUCAGGAGGAAGUCCUGGAUACAGAAGCAGACAAGGUGCCUGUUGAUGAACCUUUUGUAGAGGCAGCUGCAGUGAAUGACAAUGCAAGAAACUGCACGGAGGAUAUUAACACAGCAAUUGUAUGUUUUAAAGCUGGCCUGGAAGCCUUUCGAUCUUUUCUGAAGUCUGAGUUCAGUGAAGAGAACAUUGAUUUCUGGUUGGCCUGUGAGGAUUUCAAGAAAACCAAGGCACCAGAUAUAAUAUCUUCCAAAGCACAGCAGAUAUAUACUGACUUUAUUGAGGUCAACGCUCCAAAAGAGAUCAACAUUGACUUCAAUACCAGAGAUACAAUAUCUAAAAACAUCUCAGAACCAACUAUCAACUGUUUUGACAAUGCACAGAAAAGCAUCUAUAGUUUAAUGGUAAAGGACUCUUUCCCAAGGUUUCUUAAGUCAGAUGUGUACCAGGAGCUGAUGCAAAAAUCACAAACAAAAACUCCAAAGAAGUGGUUUAUCUUUUAGAGCAAGAAAACUGCCAACAGAAAGAAAAUGUCCUUUCUGAAACAACAAUGUCCUUUGGAAUGUGUGGCUUUAUGGAUGAUGAAUUAUAAUUUAAUGGACAAUUCAGACUGGUUCUGAUAGUAAUAGCUUAUGUUGAAGAUUUAAAGGACACAUUUAAUAAAUCAUGUGUUUCUUCCAUAUUAUGCCAGAUACACAUUGCUUAUAUAUUCACAAUAUUUUAUUUAUUUAAAGGUAUCACUUUAUUUUGGUGAUCUGCUGCAGUUUUAAAAAAGCUAGAUGACACUAAUCAGUUGACUUUCCAGUGAGGAUGUAUAAACAUCACUUAACUCUCUUAUUACUGGGAUGCAUAACAAAAGCUCUUUUUUUAGGAUUCUUUUCUGCACUGAUAUAUAUAUAAAUGGGUCUAUGUCAGAUGAUCAAGUUUUUGCAAACUCAAAAAAAAUA